This is a messenger RNA of Odontomachus brunneus, 4933 nucleotides long. RefSeq names its product zinc finger protein ZIC 4-like. The transcript has 3 exons. Gene Ontology annotation, molecular function: DNA-binding transcription factor activity, RNA polymerase II-specific; RNA polymerase II cis-regulatory region sequence-specific DNA binding. The record is from RefSeq and is a predicted model, not a curated record. Gene Ontology annotation, biological process: regulation of transcription by RNA polymerase II; central nervous system development. Gene Ontology annotation, cellular component: nucleus. Lineage: Eukaryota; Metazoa; Arthropoda; Insecta; Hymenoptera; Formicidae. Bases 40 to 1488 code for a protein of 482 amino acids.
UUGUGAUAAUUCCCCGAAGUUAAAGCCGCGCUCAUCACGAUGAAUGGUUACCUCGAUGGCGUGUCACCGCACCCGCACCCGCUCACGAAUCUGAGCCUCAAACUGUCGCCCGGAGGCGGCGGCGCGACCGGAGGAUCGAGCGACAUCGGCGGCGGCAUUCAGCCGACCCCGGAUGAGGCGUCCUCUCAACAGCACCAUCAUCACUUCCACCCCCAGACGUAUUCGUCGCAUCAUCCUCACGCAGCAUCCCACGUGACCCCGCACAUGGGCCAUCACAUGUCCCACCAUCCGAGCUACACGCGGGAAUUCCUUCUGCGACGGGAGCACGAUUUCCCGACGGCGAGUCCCACCACUCCCGAGAGCGGCCUAGGUCUGUUCCCGCAGCUGCACCAUGACGGCACGGCCGCGACGAUGCAGCAGUUCCCGCACCAUCCCGGCCAGCAUCCUCUGGCGGCCGGCCACUACGCCGCGCAUUAUCCCCAGGACUCCAGGCUACCGCCUCCCCAAUACCUCAGCGCGUCUCACCUGCCGCCCUCGUCGAUUCACCACCAGCAGCACCCGGUCGUGGGCCACCCGCCUCAUCAUGCGAGCUUCAUCAGAUACAUGAGGAACAACUGCACCAGCGGCGGCGGCGGCGGCGGCGGCCCGAUCAGCGCCGUCGCCGUCGGCCAGCGUCACGACAUGUCAUGCAUGUGGAUGGAUCAAGAUGGCCCGGGCAAGAAUAUCUGCGGCAAGACUUUCAACACACUCCACGACAUCGUGGCGCACCUCACGGUGGACCAUGUGGGCGGACCCGAGUGCACGACGCACGCGUGUUACUGGCAGGGCUGCUCGCGUAACGGUAGGGCCUUCAAGGCCAAGUACAAGCUCGUCAAUCACAUAAGGGUACACACCGGCGAGAAACCCUUCCCUUGUCCAUACAAUGGAUGCGGCAAAGUCUUCGCCAGGUCGGAGAAUCUCAAGAUACACAAGAGAACGCACACCGGCGAGAAACCCUUCAAAUGCGAGUACAAUGGCUGCGACAGGCGAUUCGCCAACAGCAGCGAUCGUAAGAAGCACAGCCACGUUCACACGUCGGACAAGCCUUACAAUUGUCGAGUAAACGGCUGUGACAAGUCCUACACUCAUCCCAGCUCACUGCGCAAGCACAUGAAGAUACACGGCGUAUCGAUGAACGAGGGCAAAGUUGGCGGUGGAUACGAUAGCGACGGCGACGAGAGCACUAGCAGCGGUGGUAGCGUGUCCGUGACCGGCCAUACGGAAUCGCCUCAACCACCACCGGUUGUCCCGGUAGCGCCGACGACGACGACGCCGACCAACGUACCACCCACGAGUCACCUUUCCGCCCGUAGCGCGGAAUUGGGCAACUGGUAUGUCUGUCAACCGCCGACGACGGCGUCUCAACACAGUCCUCUACCUGGACCGCCGCCACCACACCACCUCAGCCAUUUUACGCAAAUCUUACAUCAUCAAGCGACCGCCUAUUAAUCGGGCUGCAUGAUUUGGCUCCCGGGUUGGUGCCGCGUUCUUCGCAUAAGAUUUCUUAUUAAUCGGACUAUUGCAGGUAGAGGACAAGUCCGAGUUUUACAAGAGUCUCUUCCCGUGUCGGGCAACGUGAAACGAAUCGCUUCCGUGAAAUGGAAUAUGAUUUGGCAAACGGGAAUUUGGAUGACGAUCGAUUAAUUCAUCAAAAUUCUCUUUUCGGAGAGAUGUUUCAAAAGUACGACCGUGUAUAACGCGCCUGUAAUGAAACUCGCGCUCGGGGAGAAAGAGAGAGAAAGAGAGGAGAAGAAGAAAAGUAUUAAAAACGGUAUGUUUCACAAUAUUCAAGGUAAUGAGGUGUUUCCUUAUGUUACAGAUGUAUAAAAAAUAUAUGUUGAAUGAACGUUUAGUCGUGAAAUUAUUUAUCAAUCGGUUUAUCGCACCCAUGUAGCGAAAUUAUUUCAAAACGGUAGGAAACAGAGUUUUACGUAUCUGAUUAAGAGCGAAGAAAAGAAUAAAAAUUGCAGUUGAUCGAGAAGAAUACAAAAAAAGGCAUAUCUCAGAACUGUCGCGUGUUCAAUAGCGCAGUGCGGAGCUUAAUUAGAGUGGAAAAUAUAUGCGCGCAUUGACAUCAGCGAAAAAUAUUAUAGAAAUCCACCACCAUACAUUUUUCCAAUAAUCACUCACCGAACUGUCCGGAACUCAGGGCCGGUCACGUUGCACCGCGAGCAAGAUCUGAAGCAGAAAGCAAAACAAUAAUCUUAGUUAAUUCUUCGUGCAUCCGCUGGGAUUACACCGCGCGCCAUGUGGUGAGAGAUUCGAUAAAUCCUAAACGGGAAAAAAGAUUUCUUUCCCUUGAGAAAGUCACUUGAAAUAUUAACAGUUAAGAAAAGCAGCGUGUAGGGAGCGAACCUACCUUCAAACCGACCCUGCUCGGCCCGAACCGGAUCCUCCGGUGCCGCCACUUCGUCCACCCGGAGCUUCAUUGCCGCGAGCUGCGUGAGACCGCGAGCAAUGUGCCGAAAAUCUGGAACAGUAAACAAUUUUCUCGGUUAAAAAUUUAAGGACAGAGACGUUAUUCGCGAUAACGAAAGUUUCUACGAAUAUUUCCUUACAUUUCCACUAAUCUAUAUAUUUUUUCAUUGAGGAGAAAUUGCUCUCAAAUGAAGAAAUAUGUAUAUAUAUUAUAUUAAGAAAUAUGUAAAUAUAUAUAUAUAUAUAUAUAUAUAUAUAUAUAUAUAUAUAUAUAUAUAUUUCUUAAAAUCGUUGCUUUUCGCGAAAGCACUUAUUUAUCGUAUUUAAGAAGACUUAAAUAGAUAUAUCAGUAUCUACGCCGCGAAUGAAUAUUUUCUUUUCCUUUUCCUUUUUAGGUACUUUUCUCGCAGAGUAUCCUCUCUAAAGUUUCAGAAUACUGCCAUUACUCUCGGUACUUCCAGCACAAUGAUCGCGCGCGCGCACGCGUAAAAUACUCUGAAGCAACAUUUGUCACGCACUCUAUCUCCACGACUAAUUGAAGGUAAUAAUUAAUGAGAAAACGACACGCGACGCGCAGACCGACUCGUCCGACACUCAGUCGAAGGACUGUUAUGAUCGCUAUUGUGCGUCGCGUACGUCAACAAAAACGAACAACACGCGUAGGUCUUUUACUUUUGCUUUCUCUUUCUAUACAGGAUAUCCAAAAACUGCAACUGCGACACUUUGAUAUAUCGCUCUCUCUUCAACUGCGUUUCCAGCUCUUGUCCAGCUCAGAACAUAACCUAGAAAUUUAUCGCAAUAAUUUCUCAUCGAUUGCUCCUUGUGAUCUGCACGAAGUACGUGUGUAUUGGAUAGGAUAAAUAAUAAACUAUAAAAUAACACGUUGGAAUAAAUUGAAUUAGCCAUUGUACUAUUCUGAAACCUAAAAGACUGAGAAUUUUAAACGUACACCCUCGCUCUAUAUACCAUCACAAAAUUAUGAUUAUUUUUAAGAACGGGUUACAUCUUCUUUCUGAGAAAUGUAACUGAACGACCUGAAGAGAUUACUUUUGUGUUGUAUAGAGGGUAUAACUGAAACAGGUAAUCGAAGAUUAGGGGUGCAUUCUAGUCAUCUUGAGAAUGAGAAAAUCUUUCUUGACGAUUCUUUUACCGAUAUUUUAACUGUUUUUUUUUUUAUUCAAAAGUGAGGUCUUCCCGUCUUUCAAACGAGUAGAAUGCGUUUCUAAGGUUUGAUCACGUAGAUUUCAGUUGUGCCUUGUAUAAAUAUGUAAAAGAUUUUUUAGAUUUUAAUAAAUUAUAUGCUCUCUGUUGUGUUACUCCGAGAUUUUACAUUUAACAUUAUAUUAUUUAUGACGUUUGAACGCGUCCUCUCCAGCAACAGCAAUAUGCCCGAUAUAUACAUUCUUUAUGUAUGCUUAUUUCCUGCAAAUAAAUUCCGUUUCAGGAAUACGCGAUUUCAAUGAAAACUUUUAAUGUAACUUUCCCAAUCUCACGUACGACAUACGCACGCACUUAACGCUGAAAUCACUCGUGGUUUUCGGAUUACGAUACUACUGAAUGUUACACAACCUUUUCAAAUCAAUGGAUAUCGUAUCACAUUCGAAAUGUGAUAAGCCGGCGCGACUAAUUUGGUCAUUUCUUUCGUGUCACGAGAGAUAUCUUUCUCAAAAGAAGUGGCGAGAGUUCACCGCUUUAUAUGACACAUACACAACAUUCUAUCACGCAAUCUAAUCCACAUCCCAGGAUUAAUUGAUUAAAUCUAUCGACCCCAGAAAGAGACAACGCAACCAGCGCAUUCGAUCACACGAUCGAAACGUGACACACGAUAAUGUAAAUGGAAUGCAGAUUUGCGAAAAUAUACAAGUCACGCUCGUGCCUCAAUUUAUUAAUCAGCAACUGUUAAUGCGAAUCAUAAUCCCGUCUCUUCGUUUGUAAAUCAGCAAUUUCCCACAAGCGUUCAACGUACACCUACUACUAGAGUCCAAUGGUAGAGCACCAUCUGUAGUAUUAGCGGGACGAAAGUCUCUCUGCGGAAAAUUAAAUUACGUAUACGUAAACGUGUAAACGUAAAGUGAGAAGAGUCCUUUGUCCGUGAAUUUAUUUUGGUGAAUACGAGAGAUACACGUAUUUUGAGAGGGGAGACUCGAUGAAAUUGUACAUACAGUCAAAACGUAGCCGGAGCGCGGAGAUUACGACAUACGUAGGUGUUCCAUGUAAGAUAUUAACAAUUUUUGUUAUGUGUGAUAUCUUGUAAAUACAGAAGUCUAGAGAUCGGUACGUAUAAAUAGCGCUAAAUAAGGGAGCGUAUGUAACAUUCUUGUAAUAAUUAUUAUUUUUAUUGUGUAUACGCUUACGAUAGAAACGAAGGAAGAGAAAAAUAGAGAGAUUUCUCUCGUCACGAACACGAUUGUAUGAUAUUGUAUCUGUUUCGCAAAAAAAAAAACCAGAAAUAUAUUGACAAGAUGGUAUAUUCGAA